Striga hermonthica is the source of this 846-nucleotide messenger RNA. Lineage: Eukaryota; Viridiplantae; Streptophyta; Magnoliopsida; Lamiales; Orobanchaceae. The record is from the annotation of a GenBank genome assembly.
AUGGCACAAAAUUCCUUAACGGGCAUGGAUGCCAAUUUUGCCCUUCAGAUGGAAUGUGCUUAUCUUGCAAAAGAGUUGCACGGAGGUUCGACAUUCGGAAAAUUCAAAAUUGCUGCCUACCCGACAAUCUCCGCCCUCCCCACCGCCAUCUCCUCCGACUCGAACGGCGUCCUAGCCGCCUGGUCCGUCGUCUCCCCCCUGCAGCUGGAACAGAAUCGGCCUGCGCUAUUCAAAGCAAAUUGGUCGACACGGACCCGUUUACCCGGAUUUCAACCUGACGACAACAAAAGGCCCGAGAAACCCGCUAUAGGAUCUCCCAACAGCAAUUUCCCACAACUUUUCCUUCUCACCAGCACCCUUCAACUGGGAGAGAGAGAAAUUGAGUCGGUUGUAGACGAGGGGGUGUCCCCAUUUCUAGUAACAUACAUUUGCAAUUCACUGUUUAUCGUGUAUAUACCGUUAGUCGAACUGGGGCGCUUUCUGGAGGAUAAGUAUGGUAGUCUUUUGUUCUGGCGGAAUACAAAAGAUGCCUCUUUGCAAGAAUCGAGGGCUCUUGAGAAGGAGAUUCUUCUAGGGAAUGGAGAGGCCAGUGCAAAUUCUGAUGUAUUGAAUUUGGAUGUGAUUGGAGCAGAAGAAAAUGGCGAUAAUGAUGCGCAUGGAGGAGGUGUUGUAGGACCGCAUUUGGUUGUCGAGAAUGGUGGUGGCUGUUCAGGGCUGGAUGCAAAAGGUCGUUGGACACGUAGGAGGACUGCAAAAGUCAGCCUGUUGAUUUCUCCUAUGUGGUUUUUUGCCCAGCUCACUUUUAACCUCUCUCUCAAGUACACUACAGUCACUGUAAGAAUCUGA